Orycteropus afer afer is the source of this 939-nucleotide messenger RNA. RefSeq names its product phosphoseryl-tRNA kinase (gene PSTK). NCBI's taxonomy places the organism in Eukaryota, Metazoa, Chordata, Mammalia, Tubulidentata, Orycteropodidae. The record is from RefSeq and is a predicted model, not a curated record. Gene Ontology annotation, molecular function: tRNA binding; kinase activity.
AUGAAGGCCGAACAGGGAGCCAGAGGAACAGACAUUAAGGAACAGCGGAAGCUAGGACUCUGCGUCCUCUGCGGCCUGCCUGCAGCAGGAAAAUCAACCUUCGCGCGAGCCCUCAGCCACCGGCUUCGUCAGGAGCGGGUCUGGGCCGUCGGCGUCGUCGCCUACGAUGACGUCAUGCCGGACGUGUUCCUGGACGAGGAGAACGCUCAGGCCUUGCCAUCCCAGUGGAAACUGCUUCGGCAGGAACUGUUGAAGUACCUGGACUGCUUCUUGGUGGCUGUCAUUAACGGGUGUCAGAUGGCUGCCCCCCCUACUAGAACGGAAGCCAUGUGGGAAGAUUUUAUUAGCUGCUUAAAGGAUCAAGAUCUGCUAUCUUCUGCAGCGCUUGAGGCCCAGGCCUGCUACCUUUUAACGAAGACUGCAGUUACCAGACCUUUGAUUUUGAUUUUAGACGACAACUUUUAUUAUCAAAGCAUGAGAUACGAAGUCUACCAGUUGGCUCGGAAAUAUUCAUUAGGCUUUUGCCAGCUCUUUUUAGAUUGUCCUCUUGAGACGUGUUUACAGAGGAAUGGCCAGAGGCCAAGGGUACUGCCAGCCGAGACCAUUCACUUGAUGCGGAGGAAGAUAGAAAAGCCCAACCCAGAGAAAAAUGCUUGGGAACACCACAGCCUCACACUGGAGAGUUCAGCAUGUCCUGAAGCCAGCCUGGAGGUGACUGAUUUAUUGCUUACUGCUUUACAAAACCCAGUACAAAAUGUUGAGGACAAUUGGGAACAGAAGGAAACAGACAGAAUUACUUGUUCAACUAAUCUCCUUCAUCAAGCUGAUCAGAUGCUGCGGAGAAUCAUCUCUCAGACAAUGAAGGAAGCAAAAGGUGCACUGGGUGGUUCUGUGCUGUUUGGUAACAAUGAGGCUACGCUGCUAAUCUUGUUCCUUUGA